AUGGCGGCUUCUUCGACAUUUUCUUACGCGCAAGCGGCUAAGGGACAGAGCGCGUCUCCAUCUACCGCUUUACCGAAUGUUGUAUCGCAGCCUCAAGGUGCCGCGUCUCCCGUGACGCCCGAUACUCCCGCCGAAUCCUUGGACGCUUCACGCCCCACCGAAUCCCGCAUCGUUGUGGCAGUUGAGAAACAGGAUGUUGACAGCAAUAUUGGUUCCGAGAGCGAUCUGCGCUCCGAGACGACUAACGACAGACGCUCCGAAUUGAGACGAGAUGACGAUUCCGGAAGACUAGACCGGCCUUGGAGGAGGACAGACAAGGGCACGAGAUCCUCAAGCACAGCUACAGGGUCUGUUGACGAGCAGGAGUCAAGGAAACCUCGCAAGGGGAAGAAGUCCAAGGCAUCAUCAGACAAACAGUCCAAUGAUCAGGCACCAGCAGCCGAUAAGGACAAGGAGACUGCACAGCAAGCUAGCAAGGCCGAGUUGUCCGAGGCACCCAUUCCCUCAAUCAACAUUUGGCACCAGCGCAAGGAGCAACAAUCCAAGGCCAAAGUGUCUCCUUCCGAGGGCAUACCCAAUGGUACUACCAGCCAUGAUGGUGAGGCAAAGAAGCCCGCCAAGGACUCUGUCUCUGCAAAUUCAACAAAAGAAAACGCGCCCACCAACGGGGUCAAGUCAAAUCGUAAGAAUGGCGACUCUGCUCGUUCCGACCGAAACGGUAGCCGGGGCUCCCGGCUGGCCGAAAAGGAUACCAAGACUGAGCUACCUCCGCCAGUGGAAGAUGCGGCUUCCUGGCCUACACCUGAAAUCGCCAUCAAGGAGGAGCAGAAGAAGCCUGCUGCUACAAAGUCUGCCCCGGCUCAAGAAAAAGAGCCCCAAGAUGAUGCAUCUCACAACAAGCGAACCAAGGAGAAGUGGGUUACCUAUGACUAUGUACCGUCAGUCAACUUCGAGACCCAGCUGCCGCAGAUGCGCAACUCCAAGCCUCGCGGUGGUGCCCGCAGCGCCAACAGUGGCCGAACUGCUCCCAACGGUGCUCAGUCUGGCGACAAGACUUCCGCUUAUGCUGCUCCUAGCAAGCCUGUCGAGUCUAAGGACCGGGCUAAGGAUAAUACUGCUGGUGCCAACAAAAAUGCAUCGCUUCCUCCGGCCUCUAAACGGGUUUCGGUGGACGUCAACACUACUGCGAAGGAGCAAAAGAAAACGACUGCCCAGUCGGGUAACGACAAGGCAAAAGAUGUCGCAACUGCACAAUCGCAGAACACUAAUGCUCGCUCCGAGGGCAGAGCUGAACGAGGACGUGGCGGCUAUCGCGGCCGAGGCGCUCAUCACGCUGUCAAUACUCACUCGCAACACCAGCACAGCGCCGCCGGUAACUUUUCCAACAACGGAUCAGUGCCCGGAAGACCUCAGGGUCCUUACAGCCCUCCACCACGACAGGGCCCUCAUGGCCAGGGUUACAUGGCCCCUCCCCAGCGAGGUGGAAGAGGCCGCAAUGGCGCUGGUAACAACUUCCACCGCAUGUCUCUUCCCAACGGUACUACCCGCAUUCCCCCCAUUCAGACCCAGUUUGGCUCUUAUGAGUACCCCAUGGCUCCUUUGUCGGCCAUGUCAUUUCAACAAGCCGCCGUGUGGGACGCCGCCUUCAUGGCUGUACUUAGGAGUCAGAUCGAGUACUACUUUUCCAUUGAAAACCUGUGCAAAGACAUGUAUCUGCGACAGCGCAUGGACUCACAAGGCUUUGUCAAUCUUCAUUUCAUUGCCGCCUUCAAGCGUAUUCGGGAACUUACCCCGGAUGUGGCUGUGGUUCGAGCCGCAUGCGAAAUAUCUUCGGAGCUCGACUUUAUUGUUGGCGAAGAUGAUAUCGAGCGCUUGCGCCGCCGUAACGGCUGGCAGAGCUUCAUCUUGCCGGUGGAAGACCGAGAUGAGUUCGCUCGCAACCCCGGCCCGGUACAGGUAACCUUCAAGAACCGUCCUUACAACUAUGUCCCCCAAUAUAACAGUGCUAUGCCUGUGCCUUAUGGAAUAGCUCCCACGAUGGGUUUCGCCCCGCAAGGUGAUGCUACAUUCCAGCAAUUCGCAGAAAGCGUACCUUCCGGCCAGGCCGUAAAUGGACUGGUAAAUGGAAACUGCCACGCCCAUGCCAGCAGCACCCAGCUAUCCGCUGAUGUCCCGGACUUUUCUCCUUCCGGUUUAGCAGGGCGAGCCUCUGAUGCUCUGAACCAUGCCUCUGAAGCAACCAACGGGCUGACCAAUGGAAUCCACGCCGAGUAA
Molecule: messenger RNA, 2274 nt
Organism: Metarhizium brunneum ARSEF 3297
Lineage: Eukaryota; Fungi; Ascomycota; Sordariomycetes; Hypocreales; Clavicipitaceae
Source: RefSeq, a predicted model, not a curated record